UUGAAGAACUCCAUCUUUUCUCUCUCUAUCUUUUCUUUGAUUUCCUCAAUUUCCUUCAUUGCAAAACCAAUCGUUAUUUCCUUUUACUCGUAUGUAUCGUUCUUAUCAAUCUCGUAAACCCACCAAUCAAUUCCGUCUUAUCCUUUUCCCUGGACCCUCUUCAAAUUCAACCCAUCAUUAUUAAAGCUCUAUAGAAGCAUUCACUCAUUUACCUUUCUGUUAUUAGGUCUCCUAAAUCACUUCCCUUUACUGAAAACUGUUAAUUCUCCGGUGGGUUUGUGUCAAAGUUCAAUUCUUGCUAACCUAUUUAUGCCCAUUGAGUUUCUAUUGACUCAACAACCGACUGUUGGUCUGAUUCUCUGGGUUCUCGAGGAAGAAGAUCAAGGGUGCUUGCUAGGUUUGGAUCACUGUAAUGUUGGUGGGUUCUGUCCGAAUUUUAUAGCUGAGAAGGGUAUUAUUGAGUUCAUUGAAGAUGUCAUCUGGAAAUUUAAAGUCAGUGUUGUCGAAGAAGACAGAGUUCUUUGGCCUUAAGCUAUGGGUUGUAAUAGGAAUAUGUGUUUGUGUAUUCAUAAUGUUGAUCUUAUGUCUCUUAUCCCUAUGGGUCAUGUUUAGAAGAAAAUCAAGAAGAAGCUUGGAUAAUUACUCUCAUGUUGAGAUCCCAGAUGUUUCGAAAGAAAUCCGAAUCGAUAGGGUUGGGGCUCACCCACAUGACCAUCCAAUUCCCGAGAGUAUGAGUCUAUCGAAUCAUGAUAAAUUGAGCGAAAGAAACUCUGGGAAGAUGUUGGGUAGGAGUAAAUCAAGUGAUGCUGAUAAUAUCAGCCAAUGCAGUUCAAACCACCAUGAAAGAGGUUUUAGUUCUCAAUCAGGUGGAGAAGAUGGUGGUUCUGGGAAGAUAUUAAUGAAACAGCAGUCUUUUGGACUUCCAAUGGCUUCUCCAUUGAUUGGAUUGCCGGAAUUCUCUCAACUUGGAUGGGGUCAUUGGUUUACUCUUAGAGAUCUUGAGCUCGCGACAGGUCGGUUUUCGGCUAAGAAUGUUAUUGGUGAAGGCGGUUAUGGUGUUGUGUACAGGGGUCGGCUCGUUAAUGGGACUGAGGUUGCAGUCAAGAAAAUACUUAAUAACCUGGGACAAGCUGAGAAAGAGUUUCGGGUUGAAGUUGAUGCCAUAGGACAUGUUCGUCAUAAGAAUCUAGUUCGACUUCUUGGCUAUUGCAUCGAAGGAGUUCACAGAAUGCUGGUGUAUGAAUACGUGAACAACGGAAACUUGGAACAGUGGCUUCACGGGGCUAUGAGACAAUACGGCACACUGACAUGGGAAGCCCGAAUGAAGGUUCUUCUAGGAACCGCAAAGGCGCUUUCUUAUUUGCAUGAAGCCAUAGAACCAAAAGUGAUACAUCGCGACAUAAAAUCCAGCAACAUCUUGAUCGAUCAAGAUUUCAAUUCCAAAGUUUCCGACUUUGGACUGGCCAAGCUACUGGAUUCCGGAGAAAGCCAUGUAAACACGAGGGUAAUGGGGACAUUUGGUUAUGUUGCACCAGAAUAUGCCAACAGCGGGAUGUUGAAUGAAAAGAGCGAUGUCUAUAGUUUUGGAGUCUUAUUGCUGGAAACCGUAACAGGAAGAGAUCCAGUUGACUAUGGCCGACCAGCAAACGAGGUCAAUCUUGUGGAGUGGCUUAAAGUGAUGGUAGGAAACAGACGAGCAGAAGAAGUAGCGGAUCCAGACUUAGAAGUUAAACCGUUGGCACGUCCCCUAAAACGUACCCUUCUAGUUGCACUUAGGUGCGUUGAUCCAGAUUCAGAGAAACGACCCAAAAUGAGCCAAGUUGUAAGAAUGCUCGAAUCCGACGAAUUCAGUUAUGGCGGGGGCGAGGUAUAUUUGAAAAUAAAUACCCAUGAAUUCUUUCAUCUUAUUAGUAUUUAGUUUUGUUGUUUGACAUAUUAUUAUGUUCAGGAUCGGAGAAACAGGAAAACCCGAAGUGCGAGUAUGGAAAUUGAAUCAGUGAAGGAUAAUAAUAGCGGUCCAAUCGACAUCCCUGAAAUCCGGCCAGACGAGUCUGAGGGGCGGAGGCGUUCUUCGGAGUCGAUGGUAUAAAACCAGA
Messenger RNA from Impatiens glandulifera, 2096 nucleotides. RefSeq names its product probable receptor-like protein kinase At2g42960. The transcript is spliced from 8 exons. Gene Ontology annotation, biological process: protein phosphorylation. Gene Ontology annotation, molecular function: ATP binding; protein kinase activity. Bases 473 to 1918 code for a protein of 481 amino acids. Lineage: Eukaryota; Viridiplantae; Streptophyta; Magnoliopsida; Ericales; Balsaminaceae. The record is from RefSeq and is a predicted model, not a curated record.